GCGGGGAUGCUGCGGGCGCCCGAGCUGCGGCCUGGGGAACCCGAGCCAGAGCCCGAGGCUGAAGCCGAGGCGGCUGGCUGCAACCCCCAGGCCUCGCGGCCGACCGUGUCCAAGCCGCUCACGUCCUUCUUUAUCCAGGACAUCCUGAGGGACGGCGCAGAGCGGCUGGGCGGCCACUCCGGGCGCCCGCAGCCCCCGCGCCAGCUCGUCCCGCGGCGGGAUCCUGAGCCUGAGCUCAAGGGUGGACGAGGCUGCGUCAGGGAGGCGGAGACGCUGGUGGAGGCUCAGCCAGACAGGCACUUGGAGACGUACCUGUUGGACUGUGCCGCCUCCCCCGGCGCCUUACCAAGUCUUCCCCAGGCCCCCAAGCAGCCGCAGAAGCGCUCCCGCGCUGCCUUCUCCCACACUCAGGUCAUCGAGCUGGAGAGAAAGUUCAGCCACCAGAAGUACCUUUCUGCCCCGGAAAGGGCCCACCUCGCCAGAAACCUCAAGCUCACCGAGACCCAAGUGAAAAUAUGGUUCCAGAACAGACGCUAUAAGACUAAGCGAAAGCAGCUCUCCUCGGACCUGGGGGAUCUGGAGAAGCGCUCCUCCCUGCCAGUCCUCAAGGACGACAGCCUCUCCCGGGCCUCUCUGGUCUCGGUGUACAACAGCUACGCUUACUACCCACACCUUUACUGUCUGGGCAGCUGGGGCCCCGCUUUUUGGUAAUGGCAGCUGUCAGCCUUGUAUGGUGGAAGUUGUCUUCCCCAGGGAGGAGGGACUGAGGUCGGGUGUGCUGGAGAGAGCCAGGUGUAUAGAUCCAAGCUGUUGGGGUUUACAAGGAGCUCUUCACUGCUGAGCCAAGGAGAGACCUAGGGCAGCGACUAUUUUAAUAUCUAAACAGUUCCCCCAGUGCACACUGAAGACCAUUGUUGCUUUCAGCACCUGUUGGAAGGGAAGAGAGAAGUCAGUGCCCCUUCCAGCACUCAGCACAACUUUGAAUGAGCUGUCUGCACUGCUUCCGAGGAUCUGUUCUCUGCAGCUCCAGCCUCUUUGGGUUACUGAGUGUGGACUUGGAAAAAGCCAAACUUAGGGGGAAAGGAUGUUGCCUACCGAAUUAAGCUGCAGUUCAAAGCCCUCUUGUUGGCCUUGGAAUAUGACCAAGGUCAUUCUGUGUCCUCGUAAAAAUGAGGGCACAUGAGGAUUUCAAAGAACCACUCCCAACAGGCUGGCAUGGGAUAUGGGGGUGGGGCAGUGAAAAUAUCAGCUGCUCAUUUCUUUUCCAAAAGUGAUCUACUUUACAUAUUUACAGGGUGGCCUCCAAAGAACAAGAUGCACGCACUGUGGCAUUUAAGACAAGCUGUGUAAACAGGACUGGACUGCGAGGGGUGGGGCCUGCUAGAAGACUCCGCUGCAGGGGGCUCCUCCACACUUCUUGCUAGGCCUGUGGCCUUCACAUUAGCACAAGGUGGCCACCUCUGCUAACCUUUUCUGCCCAGGCUGGAGAAUUUAGGAUCAGAGGUUCCUGCAUUAUUGAGGCUAGAAUUUGUGCU
Octodon degus (degu) is the source of this 1535-nucleotide messenger RNA. It is a transcript of the gene Nkx3-1, whose product is annotated as NK3 homeobox 1. The transcript is spliced from 2 exons. The record is from RefSeq and is a predicted model, not a curated record. Gene Ontology annotation, molecular function: DNA-binding transcription factor activity, RNA polymerase II-specific; RNA polymerase II cis-regulatory region sequence-specific DNA binding. Bases 7 to 711 code for a protein of 234 amino acids. Gene Ontology annotation, biological process: regulation of transcription by RNA polymerase II; cell differentiation. Lineage: Eukaryota; Metazoa; Chordata; Mammalia; Rodentia; Octodontidae. Gene Ontology annotation, cellular component: nucleus.